This is a messenger RNA of Labrus mixtus (cuckoo wrasse), 5415 nucleotides long. RefSeq names its product interleukin 12 receptor, beta 2a (gene il12rb2). The record is from RefSeq and is a predicted model, not a curated record. The transcript has 14 exons. Gene Ontology annotation, cellular component: membrane. Gene Ontology annotation, molecular function: protein binding; cytokine receptor activity. NCBI's taxonomy places the organism in Eukaryota, Metazoa, Chordata, Actinopteri, Labriformes, Labridae. The coding region runs from base 956 to 3373 and encodes 805 amino acids.
AAAAAAAAUCAUCAUGACAGAACUGAAAGGAAGUGGUGAAAAUGAAUUGUGGAACAAAUCGAGAUAAAGUAUUGGAGGACAAUUAAGAAUACAACUUUAUAUCUAAAUAUCUUCAGACAGGGGAUGAUGUUUGUAUGCAAAGACUCCUGCACAUCAGCUGCAAACACCGUGUGUGUGUGUGUGUGUGUGUGUGUGUGUGUGUGUGUGUGUGUGUGUGUGUGUGUGUGUGUGUGUGUGUGUGUGUGUGUGUGUGUGCGUGUGUGUGUGUGUGUGUGUGUGCGUAUGUGUGUGUGUGGGAUAUGUUUGUGGCUGAAGUUUGUCACACCUCACUUACAGACGGCUCUGUGCUGUGACGUCAGCUCUGCCUGGACACACUGCUCCUCCUGACAUGUUUCAGACUCAUCAGACUCAUUAUGACGGAUCUUAAGAGGACUAGAGCUUCAGUGCCUCAUCGGACUUACAAUGUCGGAUGUUAAGUAGGGUAGGCUAGAGCUCCAGUGGCUUUAUCAGACUCAUAAUGUCGGAUCUUAAGAGGACUAGAGCUCCAUCAGGCUCAGACAUGCUUCAUGACGGCUGCGAUGUGUAGGUUUGUUUUUCCUCUUUGUAUUACUUCCAUUCAUUUGCACGCAACCGCAGUUCAGCGUUUUAAUCUUUAAUGUGACUGUUUUUGAGUGUACACACGAGUCCAUAUUUAUAAAGCCAGUUUAAUUAAAUGGGUCAGCGCCAGCAAAGCACGCAGGACGGGAAGUAUCCCACAGAAGGAUUUCCCAGAAAUCAAACUGCAACCGAAUCAUUUAACUUCAUUUAACCAUCGCUGACUCCAGAAAACAAACCGAGAUGACUUUCUUCGUUUGAGAACUUGUCCUUGUUUUCAGGUGAAGUUCAGCAGGUCUUACUGCGAUGUAAGAGACAUGGACCUGUAAGAAGAGACCGUUACCGAUGACUUAUGGCGACCAUGUCCCGAACAUGGACCCUCCUCACUGCUGUGCUGGCAGUGCAGCUGUGCACAGGUCAGAAAGCCUGCUCCAUCUGGUCCAGCGCUGGCUCUGUGGUGCAGCGAGGCUCCUCGUUUACUGUGUAUUGCACCUUUAAGUGCAAUAGUGAAGGAUUCACUCUCAGUAAUCAUGUGCCAACACAGCUGGAGUCCAAAACCCUUAACUCAACUACAAUAUACCAUAAGGUGGUGAACAUCACCAAGAACCGAACGUUCAGCUGCCUGGACUCCUGUCCUCUCGCUAACGAGCCGUGUGGGAUGGACAUCAAGGCUGGACUCCUACCAGAGCGCCCCAAAAACAUCUCCUGCAAACACAAUGUCAGAAAUGAUGAAGGCGGAGUGGUGACCUGCACUUGGAAUGCGGGACGAGACACUUAUCUGAAGAAUGCUUCAGUGCUGUGGGUGACAACGGUAUCUGGAAACCACACAGCUGAACCAGAGCCGCACAACGGCCCCAGCAGAGGAAGUGAUUUACCCUCUGCUAGUUUCACUGUGUCCAGCUCCGCCCGGCUGAUCUCUGUGUGGGUUCAUGUAGAGAAUAAUCUGAGCAGUGCUACGUCCCUCCCCGUUAACUUCACCCUCAGGGACAUCGCGAUGCCAUCCACUCCUGAUCUUGGCCAACCCGAGUGUUCUUCCCGAAGGUGCGUCAUCAAAGUGGAGCAGCCUGUGAAGACUCGUUAUGUGGAGAUCCAAUACGGAGCAGAGGCACAAACGUGGACUUCUUCUCAAGAAUUUGUGCAGACGGGUCAAGCACAGGUUCAGACCAUCUCCUCUCUGGAGCCCUUCAGGCUGUACCAUUUCAGAGCCAGAUCCAGGUUUAGCACUGGGAUGUGGAGUCCCUGGAGCGGGAACACCUCGGGCAGGACUCAAGAGGAAGCUCCCUCCAGAGCGUUGGAUGUGUGGUCCACUGACGGCCCGUCUGAUGUCUGGUCCCUGAGGUUAUACUGGAAGGAGCUGAAUGUUUCUAUCGCUAGAGGGAAAAUCAUUCAGUACCGCAUCAGCGUCUACGGCCCAGGAUCCCAAACUCCCUCGUUCACCACAAAUGUCAGUGCAGAUACCAGAAACUGUACGGUCUCGUUUUGUGCCGCCUGUGAAGUGAAAGUGUGGGCCUACAACUCCAUAGGACCCUCUCCACCUGCGAGAGUUACAAGCAUGCACACACGAGCCAAGCCCACUCAGGAUGUGCACGUCACCGCAGACAACCAGAGUGUCGCCAUCUCCUGGGGAAACCCAGAAGCUGCACCUGUACCUGCAGAGUAUGUGGUGGAGUGGUACCCUGAGGGCUACAAGCAGGAGGAGCUCCAAUGGGUCCGACUGGGGAGGAACGACAACCACUUUGUUAUAACCGGUAUGAAGCCAGCCAAGUGCUACGAGGGAGCAGUGUAUACUUUCUAUGACAGCUCCAUGGAUCGAACCAGAUUUAGAGCCGUUCUCUUGGAAUCAGUUCCAGCAGCUGGCCCGUCUGUCCAAGAGAAGGUGGAUGGAAACAAAGUGAGGGUGACCUGGGCAGAGAUUCCCAUGGGUCAGCGUGGCGGCUGUAUCACUGACUACACCGUCUAUUUAGAGGACAGCAGCGAAUAUCUGCAGUGCUGUAAGAACAACUCUCUGAGGUUUUCUGUUGAAGCAUCAGAGAGGACACACACCAUCUACGACCUGUCUCCUGGUGUCUACAGCCUGUUGGUGACAGCUUCCACUGCUGAAGGGGAAGGCCCUGCAGGUCAAAAGGUCAAGUUCUUCAUUACACAGGAGUCCCAACUCCCCCUGCUGCUCGUGUGUGUGGUCGUCGUCGCGUCCUGCCUGCUGUGUCUGUGGCAUUGUUCAGCUGCAAGGCAGAGGUUCUGCAGGCUUUUCAAGUGUCUCACGCUGGAAGCUGUUCUCGAUCCCGCCAACAGCAAAUGGGCAAAAGAGUGUACUCAGAAUAAGGGCAAAAUAAACCUCCAGCUGCCACAGAGUCCAUGCAGUCUGACUGAAGAGGAAGAAGAGCCUAUCCUGGUGGAUGUCGAGGAGCUGCCCAAUCAGAGCAAAGCAAUCUGCACGCCUACCUGUGACUCCUCGCGGCGCUCUCCUGAAACGAGCCUGAGCCCCCCGAUGGAGCGGACCACCCUGCAUUACCCUCCUACCUCCUACAUCAAGAGCUUCUCCCAUGACUCAGCCGGCUCCGACCACACGGAGACCUCUCUGGACACACGCUCGACCGUGGACUACAUCUCGUCGCACGUGCCAGGAGACGUGGACGAAGAGGACGAGGAAGACGAGUUUCCAGAAGUGGACGGCUUCUUCCCCAGUCACAACAUUUUCAUGGCAUCGCUGGAGUUUGGAGGGAAGUUGACUCUGGAUGCAGUCAAAAUCAACUGCACGGACUUCUUUCAGAGCAGCUAGGGGGAACCUGAAACUUCUGCCACUUCUCUGGCGAAAUGAGACCUAAAGAGAGCGCACACGAUGAGACGAUGACACAAUGUGGCGACCCGAUUCUUCCUUCUUCUCUCUCUUGGUUUCUUUUUGGAUCACAUGUCUCACUAACAAGCCCGUGAACUACCUCCUCGCUCUAUGAAAUUAAUACUGGAACAAAAACUGUCUCAGGGCGCACUCACACUAGCAAAGUUGUCCCUAACCGUGCUUAACCCACGAUUCCCCCCCCCCCCUCCAUUCCCCCUCUGGUCUGCACACACACUGCUCCAGGACUAACCGGGCCUGAGCACUGUUACCUCUUAUACAUAACGUUGUAAUACAACACAAUACAACACAUGCAUGGCUUUACAAGAUCAUGAAAAAUGAGAGAGAGAGAGAGAGAGAGAGAGGGAGAAAGAGAGAGAGAGAGGGAGAAAAAGAGAGAGAGAGAGGGAGAAAGAGAGAGAGUCAUGUUAGUCAGAUACAGAACACUCCGGGGUUUCUCCAUAAUGAAUCCACGUUGUGUGCUCGUGUAUGAACUGUACCUCUUUAGAGUGUGCCAGGGCCGAGGAAGUGUUCCGAGCUCGAGCACAGAUCGAAGCACUCACACUGGUCAAACGAACUGGACUUGAGGAGUGACGUGUAGUGUGUAGUGUGUAGUGUGUAGUGUGUAGUGUGAGUGCGCCCUUAUUGAGGUGUUAUGAAGCAGUCAUUUCAGACUGAGAAAGUCGUUUCAUCUCCAUGUCCUGCAUUAGCAUUGUUUCCUCAUCUGGACGUCUGAUACCAAAACAAUAACCCGUUGACUUCUCUCAGGUGCUCACACAGAGGAUGCAUUGAGCCUCCACAGCCGAUCACUUCACUCAGACUUUUAUAGCUUCAUGUAAAAUGGCCUCCAUAGUUCUGUGUGAUCAAACACACACACACACACAGACCCACACAGACACACACAGACACACAAACACACACACACACACACACACACAUUGCUGGGACUCUGACACUGAUCCAGCCUUCACUGUUUUUUAUUUGCUUCUGUGUUUUUCCUUUGGUUACAAGUCCAAAUUAAUUCCGUUCCCUUUCAAAGGAUAAAAUCCAUUUUAUUCUUUUGUAGCUUAGCAUUGGUGCCUAGCAUUGUUACUCAUAUUGGUUAUAAUGGUUUGUGGCUCUUUGAACUGCAUCCCUUUCUCGUUCUUAGCUCACGUACAACUCGACAAAAGCAUUGAGAACAACUUGUUCUCGUGCUGCUGGGUGAUAUAGAUUCUUGAAGGCAAGUUUAUCUAUGAGGACCUUUCACACACCAGGCAAUUCAAAGCGCAUUUCAAACACUUUAUAUAAUAUUAUUAUGUGUGCAUUUAAGAAAAACACCAACUCUACAGAAUGCAUGCAGCAUUUACACAAACUGAACAUGUGUGCAUGAUCAAAUGUGCAGGUACAGGAAGUAUAACUGAUGCCCCAUGUAUAAGUGUAAAAUCCUGCAGUUCCUGGAGUGUCCACUAGAGGCUGGCUGCAGAAGCACAGGAAGUCACAUACACACCCAUUCUAAGAAGUCUGUUUUUACAGCAGAGAUUAACAUGUUUACAGCCUGGUUCAAAAAACAAAUAGGUGUGAUUAUCUCAUGUCUCGAUCGACACACACUGUACGGGGGGUGAAUGUUUUGAUGACUCAUCAGUUUUGAUUUGAUGAAGAAUAAGAGUUAUUCACAAUAAGGCGUGUAGCUGACCUGAUUGACAGGUGGGCGUGGUGUAACGGUUUGUCAGGAGGUUUAAAACCCGCCUCAGCUCCAGCUCUCAGUCUGUCGUUAGGUUGACUGAAAGUUAGACUGAGACAGCAUUUCCAGCAUGGAGACCGCCAUCGAUGGGACUCCAGCGCCCCCUGCAGGAACAGAUGGGUGACGCCACUCAGGCUUCAAACAUUCAUAUUUACAGUCUGUGAUCUACAGGUGAUAAUGAUUGUUUUGCUGAUUGCCAAACUUUAGAGAAGACUGCUUGAGAUCGAAACAUUGCCUUUAAUAAAGUUGCUCUUUGGGAGAUGAA